AUGGGCUGCGGGGCCGCUGCCGACUUCAGCUGGAGCGUGGUGACCGGUCUGCAGACAGGUAUGGAGUUCUGGAUUUUUGGGAACGACGGCACCAUCAGCCUGCAGGGGCCUCCCUUCGACAAGGUGCUGGGCGGAAAGCGCGGCGACGAGGCCCUGUCGGAGCUGCCCAUCGCGCCGGAAAAGCGCGGCAAGUGGCGGGUGGAGGAGGAGUUCAUCAACGCCAUACGCGGCGAGGAGGCGAUCACCCACACGCCGUUCGACAUCGGCGUUCAGUACAUGGAGUUCACUGAGGCCGUCACCCGCAGCGCCCAGACGGGGGAGGCCAUCUCGCUGCCGCUGUAG
Molecule: messenger RNA, 342 nt
Organism: Geodia barretti
Lineage: Eukaryota; Metazoa; Porifera; Demospongiae; Tetractinellida; Geodiidae
Source: the annotation of a GenBank genome assembly